AAAUAAAGGCUUGGUACCUGCACUCGUUUAUGCGGAAUUAGGUAUAUCUGGUGCCGGUUUCCUGAAGUGUAUAAAAACUUUUAUUUAGGAUAAGAUGCACACUCGAGCAAUUCGUAGAGGAUGUGAACACUGGUGGUUUAGCUGAGCAUAUGGACUAUAUGAAGAAAUCGAUGCAUAAACAUGAAUUGAGUGCAUUGGUUAUUCAGUGCAUGUAUUGUUGGGAGAGCUUAUAAGGAGCUUUGAAGUUUGAAGCACUCCGCAACAUGCUCGAAGUCUUGGGGUUCUUAGCCCAAGUCUUUACAAGUUGAAUAUUAUUUUCAUGUUUAAGCUAUGUGGAUUUUUAUCCUCAAUAUAUUUAGUGUGGCUCAUUUGAAAAUAUUAAUCUUGAAAUCUAACGGCUUGUAUGAGAUUUUCAGAUGGAUAGAAUCAAGCCCGCUAAGAUGGGUGCAACCAUGUUGACCAUCUUCUGGUAAAUUAUAAAAUUUUAAAUGAGAUGGUUAACAUGAUGGUGAGCCAGGCAACACUUUGGGUUCAAUUUUGUGCAAGUGUUGGAUCUUUGGUCAAAAAAUACAUUUGGUCUGCACGUGGGGGUGGCUUGAUGAAUACAAGAUUAAAUGGAUAUACGAGGCCAUUUCUAAUAGUUUAAGCUUUUAAAUGAGUAGGUUAACAUAGGAAUCUCUUGUUGUGUGCAUACACUUUUUCCCUCAGCAAGAAUAAAUGCUACCCAUGCUUCUCAUCUGUAUGUCUAUUGUCUAGUUUUGCAAUACCAUUUUGUUCGAAACACGCAAAAACUUUUAACCACUUUUGAAUGGUUUCAGCUAAGUUGAAGCAAAAGCCACGAAGUAACUAUAAGAUAGGAGGAAGAUUUAUUAAACUGAAUUUAGUCAGUUUCUUUUAUCAUCAUUCCCAAAGCCCUCUUGUGGAUUUUUCUGGUGAAAUAAUCCUUGUGAAUUAGUGUGAAAUUUUUGAAUUUUCUGUAAUACCAUAAAGUUUUAUUUCUUCUGGGAAAUUAUUAUAUUGAGUUCCAGUCUGUUAUAGCCUCCUGCUGUUAGAAUUGAAUCCUUGCUACACCUGGUGUACGUCAUCUAGUUGUUACGAUCACAAUUUAUGGCGUAUUAAACACAUCCUGUCCAUGUUAAAGAGACCACACUUAUGUUGAAGGUUAGCGAGAUGGAAGCUAUUCUUCAAGCGCACAACUGUUCUGUGCCUGCACGUGAAAUUCUGGAAGCUCUUGCUCAGAAGUUUAGUGCUUCAGCUGAAAGAUCCGGAGUGGUUGAGGUUACGGUGAAACAAGUGUGGAAUUGGUUCCAAAAUAGGCGAUAUGCUAUUAGAGCAAAAGCCUCGAAGACUGUCGUUCCUGCACAGACAAACAUGCCUGCCAUGCCUCGAGAUGAUCCAACUACAGUUAGAACUACAGCUCAGACCUCUCAAACUCAGCCUGCUCCUUCAAGUAUUAUUGAAUUGUCUCAUGUUAAGAAGCUUCUAUAUCAAUUUUUUACUGUCAUCAAAUUUAGCAAGCUUUUCCAGGUAUUUUGCUGCUUGUAUUUGGUUCUAAUUUGUAUCAUACUUUCAUCCAGCUCCAGUGAAAAAUAUGCCUCAAGUACCCCAUCCUAUUACUGCUCCUUCAGGUAGAUAUUAAGCUGUUGAUGAAUUU
Olea europaea var. sylvestris is the source of this 1654-nucleotide messenger RNA. RefSeq names its product protein SAWADEE HOMEODOMAIN HOMOLOG 2-like. Lineage: Eukaryota; Viridiplantae; Streptophyta; Magnoliopsida; Lamiales; Oleaceae. The record is from RefSeq and is a predicted model, not a curated record. Gene Ontology annotation, molecular function: DNA binding. The transcript is spliced from 4 exons. The coding region runs from base 1153 to 1632 and encodes 159 amino acids.